UCAGAAGAUGGUUUUAUUUCAUUAUCACCCUACCUGUACCUCUCAGUAUUGAUAUUACCUUUUCUAGAGUGAGUUAUUUCCUGUUGACGAGGUUUUAGGAAAUAGCUACGACAAAAGAUCAUUUGGAAAUAUUUACUAGGAGGAAAUCUUACUUGUUCUUAUUCAUAGUGUUAAUCGAUUGUUAGUAUAAAAAUAAAGUGAAAUUAACUAGUCAUGGCAACUAAAGUAGACCUCCCAAGUGCUGACCCUAAAUUGUUAGGAGCUAUUUCCAAGGCCUCAACAGAAUCAAUGCACCAUGUGAAGACUGACGAGAAAAAUCCACUGCCUAGUAAAGAAGAUUUACAGCAGGUGAAGGAUCAUGAGAAUUUUAUACAUAACCUGGAGGAAUUUGAUCCGACAAAUCUCCACCACACUUCUACUAAAGAGCGUAAAAUACUGCCAGAUACUAACAUGCUAGCAGAAGAAAGAUUGAGAUAUGAUCACCUGAGCAGUAUUAGCAGCUUUACUAAAAUUGAGCUCAACCCUAUACAGCUUCAUGAAAAGAUAAUAUUACCAGGCCCACAGAUGAUUGCUCAGGAGAAAACAGAACAAGAGUUAAUGUCUGGUAUUGAAGGAUUUGAUGCUGGUAAAUUGAAACACACCGAAACACAAGAAAAGAACCCAUUACCAGAUCCUUCAGCAAUUGAUGCAGAAAAAGCUGAAAGGUAUCGUAAAAAGUCUAUAGAAGAUUUUAAUAAAAAGAAAUUGAAACGAGCAAAUACAGAAGAAAAAAAUACUCUACCUGAUAAAGACGCAAUUGAGCAAGAAAAAAGAGAAUGUGAAAUGAGACACUCAAUUGGUGAUUUUAAUAAAUCAAAAUUAAGACAUUCACAAACUGAAGUGAAGAAUCCCUUACCGAGUACUGAAGCAAUAAAUUUGGAGAAACAAGAGGUUGAGAAGAUACAGGCGAUUGAGGGUUUUAAGAAGGAUUCUUUGAAACAUACAGAACCAACAGUGAAAAAUGUAUUACCAGACCAAAACACAUUGGAAGCAGAGAAAAAAGAACAAGAAUUGAAGGAUGCUGUGACCAAAUUUAACCGCAACAGUCUGAAGAAGACGACAACAGAGGAAAAGAAUGCAUUACCAUCAUCUCAAGAUAUUGCAGAAGAGAAAGCAGCAAAGUGAUGUGUUCAUGUGUACAGAAUUCAAAUAAUUAUUGAAUGUAAAUAAGGACGCUUGGUUCAUAACCAUAAAACUACACUCUGUAAGCUUCGCUGGAUUGGCUAAGAUUUGUCGCUAGAGUUAAUUGCCAGUGUAAUCACAUAUAAAGGAUUUACCUACAUUGAAGAUGUAUGUAAAGGAUGUAAACACCAUUCAAUGGAGGAAUUGCAUUGAAAUUACUUUUGGAAUUGUUAUUUUAAGCUACAGAUUUUAUUACUUCAAAAUAUUAACAAGUUAUUGAAAUAAUAAACACUGGUAAUGUAUAAAAAAAAAAUUCAUAAAGAUUUUUCAGGAAUUUUAUCAGAAACAUUAAAUGUUUAAGAGAAAUGGAAUUACAUAAGAAAGGGGAAAUAACCCAGUGAAGUUUUCAACCAAGACGAGUGUUUCUUGUAUAUAGUGCAAUAUACAUGUAAUAUGUUAACUUAUAACCAAGGUCUUUUUCUGAAACAGUUUCAAAUGAAAAAGUUCUUUUCACAGUUAUUCAAGUUUAAUAUUUCUUAAUUUUUAUAUAAAAGUGUGCUGAAGAUAACAUACAAUUCCUAGCAGGUGUCAAUGUAACAGAAUAGAAAGAAAAAAUGCUUUUGUCUAAAAAAAAAAUUAAUAACAGAUUUCAUCUUCACAUUUUGAAGUAAAUACCUGACCAUUUAUAAAAUUGCAUUAUUUUUAACUUGUAUUCCUACAAACAAUUUUUUGAAGAUUAUAAAUUUUGAAUUUGUUACAUGAUCUUUUUGUGCACACAAUUUUUUAAAAGCACUUAGUCUAUGAAGAAAUAAACAUUUAGAUUAGGAAAAUGCUGAUUGUAAAUUUAGAAAUUUUUGUUAAUUAAUUUUACAUCUUUUUCUAAGUCAAGAAUAAAUCUAUGUACCAGAAACAAAGGAAUUGUAUGUUUUCUUGUGUAAAAGUCAUUAUUUUAUAAAAUUCCAAAUGCCAAAAUAUAUUAUUAAGCAUUUUCUGACCAUCUCAGGUUUUUGAUAGGUGAGCAAUAAUUUCAAAUCUUUAUUUUUUGUACAAAUAUGAUAUUACCUAUUCACUGCUGAUCAAUGAUUUGUUGAAAUUUGUCUUAAGGUUAAUUCAACAUUAAAAUUGAAUUAUUUUGAUAAUAAUGUUAUGUUUCAUCAAGGUUUAAUGUCGCUGCAUGAAAGAAAAUUUUAUAGUAUUUAGUUCAUUUUGUUACAAGAAGAUAUACCUUUCUUUAUUUAUCUGUAGUAGGAAACCCACUUAUAGUAUUUUUUCUAUUGACAGCUUGUCAAAUGUUUUGUUUUAGUUGAUCAUCUCACUGUAAGUGCCUCCAGUUCCUUCAAGCUAUAUGUUAAUUUUUUCAUUGAUGUUUUUUUUUAUUUUUAUAAAUGUUUCAUUAAUAUUUUGGUUAAUUAUUUCAGUUUAACAGCUACAAGGAGUGUUGUAUUUUUUUUUAAUUUUUUUUUGUGCAAUUCCUACAAUUCCUACAGUAAAUUUUAUAAAACAAGCUGAGUAUAAUUCUCUCCAGUUUCUCUCCAUCUCUCCAAAAAACAGUUUCUGAAAUAGUUUAUAAGAAUGAUUUAACCUCAGUGAAGUGAUUCACACUUUGGGACCAAAGUGAAUAAUUGAAUUUGUGACAUCACAUUCCGAUUUUGGAAAUUUAAAGCAGUAUAUUGUUUGAUGUUGUACUGAAUACUUCUGUUAAUUGUUAUAUAAGGUUUGAUGAUUAAUUUAGAAAAAGACCCGUUAUAUGCAUAAUACCAUAACAAUAUAGAUAAAACCAUGGUAAUAUCUAAUUGAAUUAAUCACGUCCAUUCUAUAUUAUUUUAUCUCUCUUUAGUGCUUAUUAUUAUGUUAUGAAGGCAUAUUUUCAAUAAAAAUUGAAAUUGU
Mytilus californianus (California mussel) is the source of this 3048-nucleotide messenger RNA. Its product is annotated as thymosin beta-like. Bases 214 to 1164 code for a protein of 316 amino acids. Gene Ontology annotation, molecular function: actin monomer binding. Gene Ontology annotation, cellular component: cytosol. The transcript has 10 exons. Gene Ontology annotation, biological process: actin filament organization. The record is from RefSeq and is a predicted model, not a curated record. NCBI's taxonomy places the organism in Eukaryota, Metazoa, Mollusca, Bivalvia, Mytilida, Mytilidae.